UUCAGUGUCGUGAAAGGUAUGAACGUUAAAGUUUGGUAGCAGUUUUUGGCGCAUCCAAUUUUGAAAUCUCUGCUCCCAUUCCCACUUGAUAAAGAGUAACGUCAAUCCCCAUUCUCUCUCUUCUACCGUCCACUUCCCAAUUCCCCAAACCAAGCCAUUAAACAACACUCACCUACCAGAUUCAAAUGGACUUCAUUUUACUGUAAAUUUGUAUAUUAGUUAUUUCAGUUUCUGAUUGUUGUUCUGUGAGUUUAAUGGCGGUGGUGUCGAAGAAAUUGAAAGAGCAAAGGGAGAUUAGCCCAGAGAGAACAAAGGUGUGGAAGGAGCCUCCAAAUAGCAAGCACCGGAAAGUUCCAGUUCUUUAUUACCUUUCCAGAAAUGGGCAGCUCCAACAUCCUCAUUUCAUGGAGGUUCCUCUUUCCUCUAAUCAAGGCCUCUAUCUCAGAGAUGUGAUGGAUCGCUUGAAUUUUCUUCGUGGGAUAGGCAUGGCUUCUAUGUAUUCAUGGUCUUGUAAACGGAUGUAUAAGAAUGGAUUCGUCUGGCACGAUUUAUCUGAGAACGAUUUAAUCUACCCUGCGCAUGGUCAAGAGUACGUUCUCAAAGGAUCGGAGCUUGUGGACAAUACAUUAUUUGAAACGGAUUCUUCUUUAGUUUCGAAGAAGAAUCUGCCACCUCCGCCUGCGCCGCCGCCGCUUGAAAGCGCCAAGGACGGCGAUGGGGAGGUAGAUAUUCCGGCAGUGCACAGACGGCGGCGGAACCAGUCUUGCAGCUCGAUCGACCUCAACUUACAGGAGUACUGUGUAUACAGAGCAGAAUCCUCCGGAAGCGCCUCCGCCGAUGCGUCCACUCAGACCGACGAUAAGCGGCGGCGCCACCACUCCCGGCGACCACUCAAAGAAGUGGAAGCAAAACAGCAUCACGAAAUCGUAGAAGAGAAGAGCGAGAUCGAGAUUUCACCACCGUCAUCGAAUUCAAGCACCGAAACCUUAGGAACGUUAAUGAAAGCCGACGGCCGUCUUAUCCUACAACCAGAGACAGUCAACGACAGUCAAACGGCCAACAGUCAACGGUCCAAAACUUCAUCAAUUCUGAUGCAAUUAAUAUCUUGCGGAUCAGUUUCAUUUAACGACUGUGGUCCUGGACAAGGAUUGAACUUAAUCUCCCUUUACAAACAGAGACUGCCACGUAGCAAAGGAUCAGGGAAGUUAACUGCAGGAACUGGAAGAGAAAAACUGGAGGGAAAAGAAUAUUUCAGUGGCAGCUUAGUAGAGACAAAGAAGGAGGAAUUUCUAACUCUGAAAAGAUCCUCUUCUUACAAUGCAGAUAGGUGAUUUUUAUUUGCACCGUAUAUUACUCUAUUGAGUACCUUUUUUUGUUUUUUCCUUUUUUUUUUUUCUUUUUUUUUU
Molecule: messenger RNA, 1406 nt
Organism: Olea europaea var. sylvestris
Lineage: Eukaryota; Viridiplantae; Streptophyta; Magnoliopsida; Lamiales; Oleaceae
Product: protein UPSTREAM OF FLC-like
Exons: 3
Coding region: 255-1331 (358 amino acids)
Source: RefSeq, a predicted model, not a curated record